CUCUUCACCUGAAUCUACAGGUUGUGCGUCGCUACAAGAUUGGCUACAGCUCAUGUGAGGAGACUCAAUCAUGGUUGUGUCCUUGCUGUCCUACGAUUGAUGAAAGCAGCGGUGAAUGGUGUCUGAGAGAUUACACUUGGAAGUGGACAGAUCCAACCUUUAACUACCACUAUAAUAGAUGGGAUACUGGAACCUGGGUAGAAAACAGAAACAGAGUUUCAACUGGGCGAUUUGACAUUGAAUCUAACCUGAGAAAACGAUCCGACAUCAAGAGACCGAACUCAUCACCACAGACCACCAUCCUCCCUGUUGUGAGAGUUCCCUCAAACUGUCAGAGGAAUAUCAAGUUGUUGACAUUUGACCCUGAUGGAGAUUAUGUUAAAUGCAAAUAUGCAUCUGGUUCCUCAGAGUGCUACACCUGCACAUCACCGUCUGUCCUCAGUCUGUCAUCAUCUUGUUCUCUAUCAUUCAGUCCAACCAGCAGCAGCAAUGAAGGUUCAUAUGCAGUUCAGCUGAUGAUGGAGGAUUUUACCAGAUGGAGCAUCACUCUGACUCGAUAUGAUGGUUACUCGUCUUCACUGAGCACCAGCAGCUCCAUGAGCAGAAUCUCUGUCCAGUUUGUUUUUAAAGUGGAUCCUGCAGCUCCGUCCUGCACAGCAGGUGAAUAUCUGCCCAGGUUUCUGCCUCCAACUCCUGAACAUGGAGCUCAGUUCUUCAUAGACGUUAAUGAGAUGAUAGAAAUCAACAUCACAGCAGAGGCGACUCAGUCUGAGUGAGUA
Poecilia latipinna (sailfin molly) is the source of this 779-nucleotide messenger RNA. RefSeq lists its product as uncharacterized. The record is from RefSeq and is a predicted model, not a curated record. The annotation marks the transcript as partial. The transcript is spliced from 5 exons. Lineage: Eukaryota; Metazoa; Chordata; Actinopteri; Cyprinodontiformes; Poeciliidae.